AUGGCGUUGCUGGUGCGAGUCCUUAGGAACCAGAUUAGCAUCUUCCAGUGGGUUCCAGGAUGCAGCCGAUUGCUACUUGCGUCUCGUACACAGGGACAGUGGGGCAGGGCUCUGUCUGGUACUUUCCAGAUGAGCCAGGCCCUAGCAUGUGGUGGAUCAGUACAAAUUCCUGGAGUAGACAUUGAGCUGAGGAGGAAGUAUCAUACCACAAGUAAGCUUUCUUCUACCAAGGAUUCACCGCAGCCUGUUGAGGAGAAGGUUGGUGCUUUCACAAAGAUAAUAGAAGCCAUGGGAUUCACAGGACCUCUGAAAUACAGUAAAUGGAAAAUUAAGAUUGCGGCCCUGCGCAUGUAUACCAGCUGUGUGGAGAAAACUGACUUCGAGGAAUUCUUUCUAAGGUGUCAGAUGCCUGAUACAUUCAAUUCAUGGUUUCUUAUAACUCUGCUUCAUGUCUGGAUGUGUCUAGUCCGAAUGAAGCAAGAAGGCCGGAGUGGGAAAUACAUGUGUCGUAUCAUGGUUCAUUUUAUGUGGGAGGAUGUUGAGCAGCGUGGCAGAAUCAUGGGGGUUAAUUCCUAUAUCCUGAAGAAGAACAUGAUGCUUAUGACAAAUAAUUUCUAUGCCGCAAUCUUAGGAUAUGAUGAGGGGAUCCUUUCAGAUGACCGUGGGCUGGCGGCCGCCCUCUGGAGAACCUUCUUCAACCAGAAAUGUGAAGACCCUCGACACCUUGAAUUGUUGGUAGAAUAUGUGAGGAAACAGAUACAGUACCUGGACUCCAUGAACGGUGAGGAUCUGCUUCUGACAGGGGAGGUCAGCUGGCGCCCUCUAGUGGAGAAGAAUCCUCAGAGCAUCCUGAAGCCUCAUUCCCCAACUUAUAACGAUGAGGGUCUUUGA
This is a messenger RNA of Rangifer tarandus platyrhynchus (Svalbard reindeer), 891 nucleotides long. The record is from the annotation of a GenBank genome assembly. NCBI's taxonomy places the organism in Eukaryota, Metazoa, Chordata, Mammalia, Artiodactyla, Cervidae.